Molecule: messenger RNA, 660 nt
Organism: Equus quagga
Lineage: Eukaryota; Metazoa; Chordata; Mammalia; Perissodactyla; Equidae
Gene: TSPAN16
Product: tetraspanin 16
Exons: 6
Coding region: 1-660 (219 amino acids)
Cellular component (GO): membrane
Source: RefSeq, a predicted model, not a curated record
AUGGCUGAAACACACCCUCCGUAUUCUUCCUUCAAGAAGCUAUCAUCUUUCUUCAAUGGCAUCACCGCUGUGUCUGGUGUGGUCCUCAUUGGCCUGGGCUUCUAUGUCAAGUUCAGAGGAGCUGCCCUAACGAGGGUCCUCGGGCUGUCCCAUGCACACCUGCAUCACGUUGGCUACCUGUGUCUGGUGUUGGGCUGCAUCACGGUCCUGCUCAGCUUCACUGGGUGGUAUGGGGUUACCAAAGAGAACAGAGGCACGCUCCUGUUUGUUCAAGACAUGGGCUUGGAGCACAACGUUGUGACCCUGAGGAUGAACUAUAAAGGUUUCAACGAGCCCGAUGACUAUUCCACGGACUGGAACUCGGUCAUGGAGAAGCUAAAGUGCUGUGGAGUGAAAAACUACACGGAUUUUUCUGGCUCCUCCUUUGAAAUGAUGACGGGUCACGCCUACCCCAGGAGUUGCUGUAAAUCCAUCCAGACCGUGGCCUGUGAUGGGCACAAUGUGUCCACAGACAUCAUCCACCAGGAGGGCUGUUUGCCCAAGCUCCUGGAAAUAACCAAGACUCAGAGUUUCAACCUAAGCGGGGGCUCACUGGGGGCGGCAGUGAUCCAGCUGCCAGGAAUUCUCGCCACCUUGCUGCUGUUCACCAAGCUGGGCUGA